Messenger RNA from Brassica rapa (field mustard), 1857 nucleotides. Its product is annotated as cyclin-U2-1. Gene Ontology annotation, biological process: regulation of cyclin-dependent protein serine/threonine kinase activity. NCBI's taxonomy places the organism in Eukaryota, Viridiplantae, Streptophyta, Magnoliopsida, Brassicales, Brassicaceae. Gene Ontology annotation, molecular function: protein kinase binding. The record is from RefSeq and is a predicted model, not a curated record.
UAAGGUAGAUCAAGUGGAGAGCAGACGAGCCGAUUCUCCGAGGAGCAUCUUCAUCUAUCCAGAUCUGAUCUAUAUGGGAGAAGAUAAAACCUCUGGUCCUUGCAUCUUUUGCUAAUCCAUCUGCCCGGCCAUUUCGACUUCGAGGAAUAUGAGACAGUCUCACAUCCUCGAAGUCUUCCUGUAACCUUUGGAACACCUCGAUCUCUGUCGCGAAAGCUGGCCAGUCCAUCGGGUUUGUAGUCAUAUCCACUAAGUCCAUGCAGUCCGUCUCAAACCGUACUGCAGUGAUCCCUUUGUCUCUCAUACAUGAGGCUGUCCAAAGUAACCCUUCCAUCUCAGCGUGCAAAGCUGAGAUGUUCCUGUUACACACCCGUAAUCCGAAGUAUUCUAAUCCCAUUUGAUCCUUAAAACUCCACCCUAAGCCACUGACACUGCCAUUAUUGAUCCAUGAUGCAUCAAUUUGACAAGUAGGGAUUCAGGGUAUCCAAGGAGGCGUUGUCUCAAUUUCUGUAGUGGACGGAUCGUCCUGAUCCUCAUUUGCUUCCUUAUUUUCGUUAGCCUUCCUCCAACGUUCUUAUAUUUAAAAAGAUAAACCGUUAUCUUGUUAUAGUGGAUGGCAAUUAAAUUGCGUUAUCUGGACGAAAGUGAUUCAAAUCUGGUAGAUAGUUACAUUCAAAAAAGAAAACCUGAACUUUCGUAGUCGCACGAGCUACGUUUUAAUACUAUUAAAUAUUCAGUACACACUAGUAACUACAAAUUCUUAUUUUUUAAAAAUAUUUAUUUUUUUUUUAUAAAAAGAAGAGGAGAGGAAGUUGCCCUACUACAUGAAAGCUACUCUCCUCCAUCUUCUCGAGCUAACUGUAUAUAAAGAGCCACUCAAAACCCUUUCCCUUUAUUCAUUUUCUUCACCAAAGAAAAAUAAAAAGAAACUUAACUAGACGACAAGAAAUACAUUUCUUGAUUUCUUGAUUAAUGGCGUCUUCGAAUACUCUGGCGAUAUCUCCAAGGAAGCUCCGGUCAGACCUUUAUUCAUACUCUUACCAAGACGGUUCGAGCACACCACUCGUGAUCUCUGUUCUCUCGUCUCUCAUUGAACGAACGUUAGCUCGGAACGAGAGGAUCAGCCGGAGCUACGGUGGCUUUGGUAAGACACGUGUCUUCGAUUGCCUAGAGAUUCCUGACAUGACGAUCCAAUCCUAUUUAGAGAGGAUUUUCCGGUAUACUAAAGCCGGUCCAUCGGUUUACGUCGUGGCUUAUGUCUACAUUGACCGGUUCUGUCAGAAUAAUCAAGGUUUUAGAAUCAGUCUCACUAAUGUACAUCGGCUCCUCAUCACAACCAUCAUGGUCGCUUCCAAAUACGUUGAAGACAUGAACUACAAAAACUCAUACUUUGCGAAAGUAGGAGGAUUAGAGACAGAAGAUUUGAACAACUUGGAACUGGAGUUCUUGUUCUUGAUGGGUUUUAAGUUGCAUGUGAAUGUGAGUGUGUUCGAGAGUUACUGCUGUCAUCUUGAGAGGGAAGUAAGUAUUGGAGGAGGCUAUCAGAUCGAGAAGGCAUUACGCUGCGCUGAGGAAAUCAAAUCUAGACAAAUUGUUCAAGAUCCUAAACACCAUAAUCAAUUUUCAAGAAUCUUGUUGUAGUCAAGGACUCUGUUUUGUUUUGUUUGUUUUGUCGGUUUGCAUUCGAGGGUCUUUGACUUUCUAAUUACCUUGUCGGUUUGGGCUUUUUUGAAAUGUAAAUGUAAAUAGAGAAAAUAUAGAUAAUGAUGUUGUAUGUAUCUAUGUAUCUAUGUAUCAGCACAUGUAGAUUCUUCUAUGUACAAUUGAGGUUAAUGAAAUGUUUUCUCAUAUGCAAAA